AUGCCAGUUACUAUACGUCGGGCGAGAAUUGGGGAUCUACAAGGUAUGCAAAAUGCCAAUUUGCAUAAUUUACCGGAGAACUAUACAAUGAAAUACUAUUUGUACCAUUUGCUGUCGUGGCCAGAGGCGUCCUUUGUUGCUGUGUCGACGGAUGACAUGGAGGAGAAUUUUGAGCAAAAGGGCGACAUCCAAUACGUGGCGCCGGGGGAGAAGAUCGUUGGGUAUGUGUUAGGCAAGAUGGCUGACGACGACACGGACGCCGAUGCCGACAAGACUCCACAUGGACACAUCACGUCGUUGUCUGUUAUGAGGAGUUACAGACGGACGGGGUUGGCUGAGAAGUUGAUGAGGGAAUGCCUCUAUGCCAUCUGCGAGAGUUUUGGCGGUGAGUAUGUUUCGUUGCAUGUCCGUGAAAGCAAUAGAGCGGCUCUGCAUUUAUACAGAGACACUUUAGAGUUCACCGUCUUGUCUGUGGAGAAGGGGUACUACCAAGACGGGGAAGAUGCAUACUAUAUGCGCAAGGACCUCAAGUUGGAUGAGCUAGUACCGAGCAAGUUCCAAAAGGGCCAAGUGGACGACUUGCAGACGCCAUUGGUAUAG
Pichia kudriavzevii is the source of this 600-nucleotide messenger RNA. RefSeq lists its product as uncharacterized. The coding region runs from base 1 to 600 and encodes 199 amino acids. Gene Ontology annotation, biological process: N-terminal peptidyl-glutamic acid acetylation. Lineage: Eukaryota; Fungi; Ascomycota; Pichiomycetes; Pichiales; Pichiaceae. The record is from RefSeq and is a predicted model, not a curated record. The transcript has a single exon. Gene Ontology annotation, cellular component: NatA complex. Gene Ontology annotation, molecular function: protein N-terminal-serine acetyltransferase activity; protein-N-terminal-glutamate acetyltransferase activity.